AUGCAUCCUCGUCUGCCGGAGGCGCUUCGCGAGAGCCUGCCCUACGCCGCUGCGGCGGCAGUCUUUCUCCUCGUCGGCGGUGGCAUUUUCGUGGCGGUCGAGCCAGGCUGGAGCUAUGCUGACGCGACCUACUUUGCCUUCACGGUGACCACCACCAUCGGCUACGGCUGUCUAGUGCCCUCGACCCGCGCCUCCCGCGCAGUGACGCUCGGGUACGCGCUGGUCGCCAUACCAACCUUUGCGGGCGCGCUCGCUCGAUCGCUCGUGCCGGUGCUGCUGCCGCCGAGCGCGUGGUUCGAGCGGAUGCUGCUGCGGCUGCCGCCUCUCCGCGCCUCCCGCGCUCGCGACCGGCCGCCCUCCGCUCUCCGCUUCUACGCCCGCGGCCUGCUGCCUCUGAUCCUCUUUGGGCAGCUCCUCAUCGUCCUCCUCCUCUCGCUCGUCGUCUUUGCGGCGUCGCAGGGCGGAGGCGCGGAGUGGUCGCGCGGCGGCGCGGCAGUCGACACCGACGCCGCCUCGCUCCGAUUCUUCGACGCCUUUUACCUCACCGCCCUCACUCUGACCACCGUGGGCCCGGGCAUCUUAGAUGCAGCGCCACGCCUGGGCGACGUCUGCCCUGCGAGCGGCGGCAGCCGCGCCUUCACAGCGUGCUGCGCCUCGGUCGGUCUCGCGCUGCUCGGCCUCUUUGCGCGCCGCGUCGGCGAGCUGAGCGAGACGCGCCGCCGCGCGCUCCGCGCAUGGCGCGCCGCCACCGCCCUCCGCGCCAAGGCGGGCCUCGACGGCGACGGCGCGCCUUGCCCGUGGAGCGGGCUCGGCGAGGAGGGCGGGAGGAUGGGGAGGCACGCGUGGGCCCUCGAGACGCUGCUCGCUCUCGGCCUCGUCGAGGCGGCGCCUGUCCGCACCCUCCUCGCGCGCUUCGACGCCGCCGACGCCGGCCGCGCCGGCUCGCUGGGUCGUGCGGAGGUUGCGGCGCUGCUGCGCGAGGUCGCGGAGGAGUGGGGGGGGGAGCCUCCCCCGAGCGCCGGGGGUGGGACGCCGCCAGCGGGCGGGAGGAGAGGAGGCGGCUCUUUUUCGCGCACCGCUACGGUGCACGAGGCGGUGGGCGGAGAUGGCGCCGCCGCCACUGUGCGCACUGAGCUCUGA
Molecule: messenger RNA, 1140 nt
Organism: Emiliania huxleyi CCMP1516
Lineage: Eukaryota; Haptophyta; Isochrysidales; Noelaerhabdaceae
Exons: 6
Coding region: 1-1140 (379 amino acids)
Biological process (GO): potassium ion transmembrane transport; stabilization of membrane potential
Cellular component (GO): membrane
Molecular function (GO): potassium ion leak channel activity
Source: RefSeq, a predicted model, not a curated record